This is a messenger RNA of Pundamilia nyererei, 3523 nucleotides long. Its product is annotated as peroxisomal N(1)-acetyl-spermine/spermidine oxidase-like. The transcript has 10 exons. Gene Ontology annotation, biological process: spermidine catabolic process. NCBI's taxonomy places the organism in Eukaryota, Metazoa, Chordata, Actinopteri, Cichliformes, Cichlidae. The record is from RefSeq and is a predicted model, not a curated record. Bases 74 to 1576 code for a protein of 500 amino acids. Gene Ontology annotation, molecular function: polyamine oxidase activity.
AUUUUUGUUCGCAGCUGGGGUUUUUUUUCGCUCCACUGAAGGACACAGCUGCGGUUCACCGUUGUUGCCAGACAUGGGUGGACACAGAGACGCGAAAGUAGUGAUCAUAGGAUGUGGGAUAGCUGGAUUAGCAGCAGCACAGAAACUGGUGAAAGCUGGUUUUCAUCAUGUGCGGAUACUGGAGGCGACAGGAAGAAGCGGAGGACGAAUAAAAACAGGAAGGAUCGGUGAUAAAAUUGUUGAGAUAGGAGCAAACUGGAUCCAUGGGCCGUGUGAGGAGAACCCGGUGUUUUGUCUGGCCCGUCAGUAUGGGCUUUUGGAUCCAGAAGCCCUCAAGCCGGAGAACCAGGCCUUGGAUGUCAGAGGCCAUCUUCCUUGGGUUCCCAGAUUCUUCAGCAGUUCAGGUCGGGAGCUGAACGCUGAGGACAUCUUACCUGCUCAGAAAUUGUUUUUGGAGCUGAUAAAUGAAAGUUCCGAUUUUCAGAGUCAAAGAGGAGAACCCUGGCCCAGUGUGGGUGAUUUCUUACGGGCACAGGUGCAACAGCACGCAGCAGAGAAAUGGAAAGAUGUUGAUGAAGCCACCAGAUCUCUGCGACUAUGUGUGAUCAGUAACAUGUUGAAAGUCGAGUGCUGUGUCAAUGGGACUCACAGCAUGGAUGAGGUCAGCAUGGGGGCCUUUGGCCUAUACAAGACUCUACCUGGACUGGACUGUACAUUCCCAGGUGGCUAUGAAGGUCUAACCCAGAACUUGAUAGAAGAGCUCCCUGCUGGUUUAGUGACCUACAAUAAGCCUGUGCGCUGUGCCAACUGGAACAGCGCAAAGAGCGCAGAGCCCGUGAUGAUUGAGUGUGAUGGCCAAAAGCUCGUUGCUGAUCACGUUAUAGUCACCGUGCCACUUGGAUACUUGAAGAAGCACCACUCAACCUUGUUCCAUCCUCCUCUCCCUCUGCACAAGCUGCUCUCCGUCCAGAGGCUGGGUUUUGGGACAAACAAUAAAAUAUUUGUGGAGUUUGAUUCACCAUGGUGGGAUGCUGACUGUGAGGUCAUCUUCUUCGUGUGGGAUGAUGAGGAUGCUGUGGUGGACCAGGUGCCAGAUGUGCAAACAUCCUGGAUAAAGAAGUUGUUUGGCUUCACUGUACUCAAACCCACUGAAAGGCACGGUCACCUUCUCUGUGGCUGGAUUUCUGGACAUGAGUCAGAGUACAUGGAAACACUGUCUGAACAGCAGGUCACAGAUGCCAUCACACAGCUUAUUCGCAGGUUUACAGGGAACCCCAUCAUCACUCCAAGGAGAAUCCUGCGCUCCCAGUGGUUUCACGAUCCGUGGACGUGUGGAUCCUACAGUAAUCUUGGAAAAGGCUGUUCAGAGCAGGACCUGGACAACUUGAUGGAGCCCCUUCCACCAAAAGGAUCAAAAUCACAACCCCUGCAGGUGUUGUUCGCUGGAGAGGCAACUCAUCACUGCUACUUCUCAACCGUCCAUGGAGCUGUUCUCACCGGGUGGAGAGAAGCUGAUAGACUUAUCUCGCACUACUCACUCAUUACUCCUUCUGAGUUUCCAAAGUCAAAAUUUUAAAAAAUUGCUCUUUGCCACUAAAAAGCUCAAAUUUACUAUAAUAUAAAAAUGUACUUCACUUUUGAUGUGUUACAUUAUUUUUAAACAAUGAAAAUCAGAGUGAAUAUGAAGGCUUGCUGCUAACUUGAGGAUGUUUAAUGGGCCUCACUGGUACUUUCAACCAGUACAGGCAACACACACAGUGUGUAGAAUAAUGAUGUGUUGACAUGAAUAAUGGUUGUUAAUACUGACUGUGCAAAUUUGUCAUUUGAGGACUGACGAUAACUGACUGAACUUUCCUUUUGCAAACUCGAAUUGUUGCGUUUGGACUGAUUUUAAUUAACUAUGAAUAAACUGUAUUUUCUAGUGGAUCGGCUUUUUGUGAAUGUAAUUUUUAGGAACUAAGCACAUCUCCUGACAUGAUGCAUUUUAAGGCAAAUAUUACGAGGUCCUUCACCUCAAAAAUGCUAGAACAGCUUUAAAAUAUGACUUUUUAGCUGUUUUUUAAGCACGCUCACAGAGUCCACAGAUCUCAGGCACAGAGGAGAGUUUGGGGCCUCAGGGAUCUGCUGAGGAUGUAUGGAUUUAAAGGUUCACUGAGGUAGGCUGGGGCUUGUCCAUGAAGAGCUCUAGAGCAGCAGUAAUGCAUCUUCACCUGCUGCUAAUUUGUAAAGUAUAAUAUACUUUAACUUUUUAUUUAAGAUUUUCUGCCUUUAGAAUCAUCAAAGUCCUUCUAAGUCUCAUCAUCCAAUACCGUUUCAGAUCACCAGUCAAAUCUUAAAAAAUAAAUUCUAAAAAAGUUUGUUGAUUGUAAUAUAGUUCAACGGGGUGAAAAUGUAUCACCUCUUUGCAAUCUUUUUAAAUGAUUUUGAGUAUACAAUGAAUAGGUAUUAUAAUGACUGCGAAAUGAGUGAUGAUGAUGCUGAGGUCUGUGUAAGACUUAUUGUUCUUACGUAUGCAGAUGACACUGUAGUAUUGUCAGACUCAGAGACAAAGCUAUAGAAGCCUGUAUACCUGUUCUGACUCGUCUCCCCAAUGUGAUGUUUGUGUAAUUUCACUGCAGGCAACUGCAAGUGGCAAAUAAAGGCUUCAUCAUAAGAAGAAGAAGACUUUAAAUGCAGUAGAAAGAUAUUGUGUUGACUGGAAACUAAGUGUAAAUUCGAAUAAAAGUAAAGUUUUUGCAAGAGGUAAAGUAAGAAAAUUCCAUGACUUCAAAUUUGGAAUUUCUGUAUUACAAGCAGUGGAUCGUUAUGCUUAUCUUGGUGUCACAUUUAAUUACAAUAACCACUUGAAAGGGCUAUUAAGUCAACUGGGGCAGAUUUGGAAAGCUCUAUAGUUUGUUAACUAAAGCUAGAGAUCUGGGAUUAUCUGUUGAAACUCAGUUACAGUUAUUUAACCAGUUGCUCUUACCAGAGGCGUGGGACCAUGAAGACAUUUCAUUAAUUGAAUCUUAAAGCAAGCAUUUCAAUAUACAGGAUUUUAUUAUUUAUGAGAACAUACCAGAGUGGUGAAUGAUAGCUAUAAGACCACUUACUGAGAUGAGUAUAUCAUAUUCUGAGACAAAAUUGGAAUUCCAAAAUGUUUAAUAAUUUUGGAAUUCCAAUUUUUUCCAAUAAAUUACAGAAUAUUUCAACAAGAGAUCAAACUGGAAUAAAAUUUGUGUAGUUUCUAUUUUGUGUUAUCUGGAAAAGGUUUAGAUGCGGUGUUAGUGGUAUCCCAGUCAUUAUGGGUAGAUUUUAUGGAGUUAUAUGUACCAAAUGUUUAUGUGGACUUUGUAGAUUAGGGAAACUUGGAGAUGACUCUCAUUACUUGUUUGAAUUUAGUCAUUUUAAGUUGCAAAAACAAACAUGUCUGCCUGUGUAUUUUAGGUUGAGACCAAAUGUUUAUAAGAUGGAGAAGUUGUUUAAUACUAAGAAUAUUGUUAAGGUGCGUAAACUUGCAAAAUUUAAUAAAGAAAUUGUAUAUAAA